AUGUCAAAUAAUAUUGAUAAUGAUUCAAUUACUGUUAACGACUGUUUAGUUUCAAUUAAUAAAAAAUCCAAUUCUGGUGGUCGACCUCAAGGAGAAAUAUGGAAUGCUUAUACUAUCGAACAAAAAAAUGGGAAAUACUAUUCUAUUCGAUGUGACUAUU
This is a messenger RNA of Cetraspora pellucida, 160 nucleotides long. The record is from the annotation of a GenBank genome assembly. Lineage: Eukaryota; Fungi; Glomeromycota; Glomeromycetes; Diversisporales; Gigasporaceae.